This is a messenger RNA of Frankliniella occidentalis (western flower thrips), 2807 nucleotides long. RefSeq names its product myb-like protein B. The record is from RefSeq and is a predicted model, not a curated record. Lineage: Eukaryota; Metazoa; Arthropoda; Insecta; Thysanoptera; Thripidae. The transcript is spliced from 4 exons. Bases 1 to 609 code for a protein of 202 amino acids.
AUGACAAGUAGGGGGAGCAUCGGCACCAGCAGCAGCAGCGGCUCCAUCAACAACAACAAGAAGGGCUACAACAAGCUGUCGGCCGAGGAGGCGGACUACCACCACUGCGUCAACAACAACGACUCGAGCCACGCCAACAACAACAUCAACAACAACAACAACGGCGGCGGCGAGUGGGGCUGCAGCGGCAGUCACCACGGCGCCGGCCACCACGGCUCCGGCCACCACGGCGGCCACCGCGGCCACCGGCACCGCGCCGACCAGCAGGACCUGGACACGGACAGCGACUCGUCCUGCAGCGACUUCGACCUACAGGAGGAGGAGGACUUCAGCGACGACACGGACUUCGACGAGGCCCUGACAUGCAACGUGUGCGACCGCUCCUUCGUCACGCCCCGCCAGCUGGCCCACCACCAGCAGAAAAAGCGGCACUUCGGGUGCUCGGCGUGCGACAGCCUGUUCCCGUCCCUGAUAGCGCUCGAGCACCACAAGGAGGAGUUCGAGCACUGGUCCGGAGACGAGCUCAGCGUGGGCCGGGCCUCCUGCGACGAGGACGACGAGGACAGCCUGGAGACGGUCUGCAGCGAGGAGCUAGAGCGGCUGCUCUGAGGAACCUGCUACCUGCUACAACUCUGUGCAAAUCCAUCAUGCACCCGCAUGUGCCGAAAAUAUACAAAAGUUUUAUCGUUUUUGUACAUAACUAUAUAUAAUUGUAUAAAUAUAUUUAUUAGAUAGUAACCCCGUCGUACAUCUCGCAGUAGCAGUUCUAUCUCUGUCCGGCACCCCUUGCAAUUGCUCUCAGCCAAACCGUACUAUCAUUUCACCAUGAUUUCACUUAAUAAAUUAAAAAAAAAACAGUUUAACUAACAAGGAAAAUUAACUUAUCAAAGAACGAGAACGAGCUGUGUAUCAAGGAGGAAAGCAGCAUAGAGCACACACCAUUUUACACACUCCUAAAUCAACUCCUAAUAACUGGUAUGGGUAUACCGUGUGUCAGGUGCUCGGUCAUGUGCCAGAGUCAGGGCUACGACAAUCCUAGUUUGCCUACUCGCUCGAUCCGUAAGGAGCCAUGGUCACAACGGUAGGCAAACCCGCAAUACAACAGGGGAGUAGCUCUGGCACACAGGGUACAUGAAAAGGGUGAAGGGAUGAAUUAAGCUAAAGUAAUUGGGGGGUUGAACCACAAGCACCCUCGUCCCUUCCUCACAAUAACCAGUCGCACUUGAGUCAAGACACGACAACUUGGAGUGGUUCUAUUUCGGUGCACUUUUUUUUCGCGAAUUCGGAAGUGUCUUUUCCUAUUCGAAGGACUAUUUUUGUACUGCUAGUUUUUUUACUUAGAUUUACCAAAUGUCCUCUUCCAAGUAAUGGCUAUGUCGUUGGUGUCAGCAACAUGUGUCCACGCGCCGACUGGUGGUGUGCGCCCACGCACCUCUCCGCCGCCGUAACGGUCAGCGCCUCCUUGGUAGGCCUCAUGUUUUACAUCAUCAGUCGGUAGACGGGAGGGGGAGGCGUCCUUUGCCGUGAUCGUACUUCCUUUCGUGUGAUCUAUCCUAAUUUUCCUAGUAAAUUUUAUCAAAGUAUUCCUAUUAUCAGCCGGUAUCUUAUAAAUAACAAAUUACAUAAUUGAUUAAUUUCAAAAGUGAUGGUCCCCCUUACUUUAAUCCAGGGCACCCCAACAGAUGUCCUGUCCUAGUUGUGAUGUAUUUUAUUAUCACAAGCGUGAUACGAUGGCUUGCACCUCUCAAGCUACCUAGUCCCCCAUUAAGUACAACCACUAAUGUUCAAUGGAAAAUGUCUGUAAAUGAAUGGGUCCGCAAAUGUUCAAACAAUAUCUUCUGACUUCAGAAAUAAAAAAAAACUAGCCAACUCCUCAAUAAAUAACAAAACACAAUAAAGAAUACCAAAAUAAUUUAAUGCACACAGAUUGAACAGAGAAAGGACAAAAGAUGAAUUAUCCAACCAGGUAUUUGGAUGUAGCAUAUUUUACUGUAGUAAAGUGUUGGGACCAAGCCCAUCUAGUUUGGAUCUCUGUUCCUGUGAGAAGUGAGUGUGAGUAAAAUGGAUAAAUGGAAAUGAACGAGUGUGCACGCAUGAGUGCUUAGAAGUAUAAUAUCUUAAAUAAUCAUGCACAUAUUAUGUACUGUUGAAAUUAUUAGAGUUUUUGUCAUAUAAUGUUAAUAGUAAUCCCUGAAAUCAUUUAAAUUUGCAUUUGAUACUUUGAUUAGAAGUAACAUCAUAAAUAUCAUAAUACAAUGUGUGGUUUUUGUUGUCAUUUUGGGACCUGCAGACAGAGGUAACUUCUUAUGAUUCCGAUCAGGAAUGAAUGAACAUAUCGGACCAUGAGCCUUUGCAUUGUGGUUUGCAAUACAUUAUUGUAUAAAGUGUCAUAUCAUUGCUUUUCAUUCCAAAAUACUUUUUUAUUUUCUUGUAAAAUGCAAGUUUUCAUUACUUUAAUUAAGACUAUUCCAAAGCAGCGGAGGAUUUAUUUUCAUAUACCUUAAGAGCUGAGGUAAGAAUAAAAUAUGGUUUUAUUGUUUCCAAACAACCUUCAGCUAAAGGUUUUAAAAUGGUUGUCUAUGUCUUAAAACAUUUCUGCUAGAGAGAGCGAUGGAGAGAGCGAUCAAACAAGAGGUGUAUAUGAAUGUAAUGCAUGGAUUUAUGGAUUUAUGUGUAUGUUUCAUUUCAUCUAGGUCUAGAUAUACAAAAUGCCUUGUACCUAAUGUAUUUUCCCAUUAAAAACUUCAAAUUAACAAAAAGGAAAGUUAAUAAUGAUGAUAAUAAUAACAAUAAAGCAUAGAAAUGAU